Molecule: messenger RNA, 558 nt
Organism: Suillus discolor
Lineage: Eukaryota; Fungi; Basidiomycota; Agaricomycetes; Boletales; Suillaceae
Exons: 4
Coding region: 1-558 (185 amino acids)
Source: RefSeq, a predicted model, not a curated record
AUGUCUCACGACUCAUGCGCACUCAAUUCUGACGGCUCCCUCAAGGAUGCCUCAGAUAUCAUCUUCUACAAUGACCCUGAUGAUCAUGCACCAUUGCCACAGGUCCCACCUUUGACGUCAACUCAAUCUACGGUCCCAGCUUCAACAUCAACUCAAUCCACUGCAAAAAAUGUGUUCUCCGCUCUGUUCAAAUCGGGACACACACCACCCUCUGCUCAUGUUCAGGAUGCUGACAACGCAUCUUCAUCCUCAAGUACUGUAGUGAGGAAGCACGCAUUAUCCAGCACUGCUGAUCCUCCACCACCCAAGAAAGCCACCAUGUGUAUUUUGUCUCCUCUGGACUCUGAUGACGAGAACGAGGGCAAUAACGGUGGGGGCUACACUCACUUCAGUAUCCAACACUAUCUCGUAUUGCGUGCAAUUAUUCACCAAUUCAGGGCACGCAAUGCACUGGCCCCAGCUACAUUCUCCGCACUCCAGUUAUUGAAGGCAGGUUACCGCAAUGGACACGUUUCAGCAGCUACAGAGGCAGAAGAGUUUGCAGCUAUGUUAGACUAG